This is a messenger RNA of Malaya genurostris, 7034 nucleotides long. RefSeq lists its product as uncharacterized. Gene Ontology annotation, biological process: apoptotic process. The coding region runs from base 5221 to 6684 and encodes 487 amino acids. NCBI's taxonomy places the organism in Eukaryota, Metazoa, Arthropoda, Insecta, Diptera, Culicidae. The transcript has 3 exons. The record is from RefSeq and is a predicted model, not a curated record.
UAGAAAAAAUCAUGUAAAUUUACGUCUUCUGAGACCGACAUAUAUGAGUGUCAAAAAAAACUCAAUUCUACAGUAAAUAUAAUAUAAUUUUAUUCAUUCUAACAAAAAAAAUUAGAAUUUCACAGGUGAUUUAAUCCCUCAUACGAUGUAAUUUAUAGAGACCUAAUUUGUCAAGUGAAGGAAAAUUUUAUUUGUCAUGACUUAAUGUUAGAUGAGCUUGAAUUUUACUAGUCUUGACUGUAACUUGCGUUCUGCUAGCAGGUGCGACUGUAUGAAUUUAAAUGCACCUUUUUCCAGCCCAUCAGAUGCAUGCUUCUGUGGCUCAGUCGAUUAACAGACGUACACACCAAAAAUUUUGGAAUUUUAUCUUUGACAUAUUUUGCAAUAUGACGCAAUCUAUCGCAACUUAAACUGAAAAACGACUCAAUUUUAAAUGCCACAACAUGUAAAGAAAUUAUUUUUUUUUAGUUUCCUAAAAUUGGAGCAACAGCGUUUUAAUAUUACCACCUUGAAGUAAUUUUACUGAAAAUUUGUUAAAAAUAAGUAAUCGUAUAGCCUUCAAUGUUUACUAGUGUAAAAUUACAUUUCUCAAUACCUAAAAAUACGUUAUCGUGUACCUGUAAUUCUUCUAUAAGAAAACAACAAAUUUCUCUUCGCGCGGUUGGAAAUCGAAAUUUCAAAAAUUUUGGUAAAUAUGGUGAUAGUGUGCAAAAUUUGUGGUAUUUCCACAGAAAAUAUUGAGUUUCACAUAAAACAUGUUCGACUUCAUAAAAAAAAUAUUCAUUUCGAGUGCGCUGUAAAUAGUUGUGCGCUAUUUUUUAAAUCUUUUUCGUGUUAUGCUACUCAUCUCCGUCAGCGGCAUAUUGGUAGGAUAAAAGACCGCCAGCUAGAAUGUCCACUCUCAUCGUGUCAGUUUGAGUCCACAGACUUCAGAACAAUGUGUAAACAUGUCAUGAGUCACAUUUCGAAAGGCCAACCAGCAUAUUGCCCAUUAAAAUGUCAAACUAAAAAACCUUUUGCUACGGUCAACACAUAUAGGAUUCAUAAUAUGUAUUACCAUAGAAUGGCAACUCAAAACCUAUCCACCAAACAACAUCAAUCCGACGAAAACAAAUUGCUACUUGACGAAACGCCACCUCAGCUAUCAUUGAGUGAGGACAUUCAAGACGAAGAUACCAUUGAAAAACAACUACAUGAAGUGCAACGAAGUGUAGAACUAUUAUUUGGAACUUUAUUCUUAAAAUUGCUUACAAAAAAUCAUGUAACCGACGUACAAAAAAUCAUGUAACCGACGAUUCAAGAGAUUGUCGAUUCUAUACAGGAGACAGUUUCUCUUGGAAGAAAGUUUUCGGAGUUGACAUACACAAAGCUAAUUGAGGAGAAUGAUGUACCGGUACAUGUGAAGGAGAAGAUUAAACAGUUCAUGUGUUCCAAUAACUUGUUUGCUAACCUUUUCGGGGAGAGGGGGCAUUUUCGUACCUCACACAUCCGAAAAAAGUUUUUUGAAAAGAAUUUUUCAUACGUAUCUCCUGUUCAAGUACAACUUCAAAGGAAUAGAGACCAUGAAAGCUGUUUUUACUAUUAUGUACCAAUUUUGGAUACUUUGACAGCUAUGUUGAAUGAAAAAACAGUCUAUAAUGCAAUAUUCCGCGAUAAGUAUACCAUUCCAGGAUACAUGAGAGAUUACACAGACGGUCUUAAAUACAAAAACAGUAGCUUCUUCAGUAAGAAAACACUGAAUUUGUUCAUUUAUCAAGACGCAGCUGAAGUGGUUGUGAACGCAAUUGGAAACGCAGUUGGUCGCCACAAGCUUGAAUGUGUAUAUAUGGUUAUUGGGAAUUUAGAUCCACACUUACGGAAUCUGACAGAGAAUGUCCAUUUACUAUUACUGUGCAAGACAAAAGAUUUAGCUUAUUUUGGCACACACAACAUUUUUAGAAGAUUUAUUGAAGAUAUUAAAAUACUUGAAGCAGAAGGAAUUCUAAUAAACGGGGGUGGAUAUGAAGAAAGAAUUUAUGGCUCAGUUUUCACAACAAUGAACGAUAAUUUGGGAGCUCACCAGUUGGCCGGGCUAACAGAGAAUUUUUCGAGAAGCUCAUUUUUUUGCCGCUUCUGCUAUAUCGAACAACAAUCUUUUCAAAAUGAUUGCUUCACUUUUGCUGAACCGAGAACACCUCAAUCACACCGCCAAGAUAUUUCCAGAAUAAUUAAUAUGCCAUCUGAAAUACCGUACCGUGGAGUCAAAGCAACUUGCAUUUUAGACGAACUUAAAUAUUUCGAAAUGUUUUUCUAUGGAGCACCGCCAUGUGUUGCUCAUGAUGUGUUUGAAGGAUGGGCUAAUGGAGAUAUAUUUUUAAUAUUUAAUCGAUUAGUAAAAGAGAAGGUCUUCUCUGGAAAUUUUCUACAAGCAAAAAUCAAUAGCAUUUGCAAACAACUUAAAUUAAAAAUUAAAAUUAAUUUGGACUUCACAAGAAAAAUGAAAAAUAUUAAGGCAAAGGCUUGUGAUAUUUGGCAUUUAAUUCAAAUAAUUCCAUACAUUUUCAUCGGCCAACCAAUAGAUUUCAAUAAUUCAUUAUUAGUAAUGCUACUCUUAAUUAAGCAGAUAACGGAUAUUAUUACAUCUCCAGUGAUUUCACAAGAACAAACUCAGUUACUCUCUUCGGUUUUGAGAGAAUAUCUGGAGCUUAGGACUAAAGAGUUUGAUUCACCCUUAAAACCAAAACACCACUUCACUACUCAUUAUCCUCAAAUGAUUCUUUGGAUGGGACCAUUAAUGUCCUAUUGCACUCUUUUCUGUGAGCGAAAGCAUUGUUUCUUCAAAAGAGCAUUGCGAAGUACACUGAACUUCAAAAAUGUGGUUAAGUUCUGCAGUGAACAGCACCAAUUAUAUCAAGGCUUCCUGAACACAAAAAAUGGCCGAUAUGAACAAGAUUUUCUGGUAGAAAAGUUCGUGGAAUCUUUCAAAUAUUUGUCAGAAGCUACCCAAAACCAUUUGAACGAUCACAAGCUAUUAGACGAUGAAAACGUGUAUGCCGAAGAAGCUGUGCAUCACGGUUAUAACGAUAAAAAAGGAUAUUUUGUUUUUCUAAGACACGAUGAGUUCAGCGAAUGCUUCUAUGUUUUGAAAAUUAUUCUCAUGAUUUUUCAAAGAAAAACUAGUAAUAUUUUCAUUUAUGGAGAAUGCAAAGCUGUUGUAGACAUUCACGAAAAAGGACUUCUUUUAAUUCAAAACAAAUGUUUGCCAACCGAGGUUGUGAAUAUUAAUAACCUCAUUGAUAAAACACCAUUAGGGUUUUACAAUGAAAAUAACUACAAUUAUUUAUUCAUAAAACACUCAAUUCCGCUCAUAAAGUAACUGUAUAUAUAAUAUAGGCGUAACAUGGAUUCUCUGAUAGUAUUUAAAAUUUGUGAUUCGACACGACUUCGCCGUUGUGCUAUUCCAGCGGUUGGAAACAUUUCAAGCUUAUUGGAAGAAGGUAUGUAAUAUUUAAAUAAAAUUAAAUAAAAUAUGUAAUUUUUCAUUCUUUUUAGGAUCAUCUGCAUUAGAAAUCCAAGCAACACAGAUUUUAACUGAACAUGAUGGAUGCCGUAUAACUUCUGACUUGGUUUUACAUGUGUUUAAAGAUAAGUUGUUGAUGCUUUUGGAAUCAAACGAAAUGUGGAUUCCUGCACAAUCCUUGCACCUUCGAUACGGAGAAACCAGUGCACAAACUGAUGGUAUGUAAUGCACUCUUUUUAACUGAUCAGGCUUAUGGAAAUCUCUUUAUUUCUACAUUAUAAGUUCUCGCUUCAUUGUACUAUUAGGUUUAUAUAUAGAACUUUCUUUCAAUUCGACUAUUGGUGUCGUCAUAUAACUUUAUUGCUAUGAGAGAUUCCAGCAGUUCUUAAUGUUUUCAAUAGUAGUCGACAUGAUUAAUCCGAGCCACUCAUUUGCAAUGAAUUCCUGAAAUAACUUAUACUGAUGAACACAUAAUUUAGUUUUAUUACAUGAAACCAACCUUGAGUAACUAUGGCGACAAGUCUAAUGUUUCAAACUGUUGGACCAUUUCCGAUUACUGUUAUUUUUUUCUGCGAUAACAAAUGUCAUCCUAGAACAUGAGUUGCCAACUUUAUAUUUGUAUACUGGAACUAAACAUUUCUAUAACAGUGAUGCAAAAUUAAAUUGAAAACAAGGUAUAAUAGCGGCCCUUAUACGAGUAAUUAAAAAUGUCAUUACUAAGAAAUAAUAUCAUUUUAAUGAACGUGUAUGGUGCAGUAAUGACAAGAUUUCUAUAAAAUUUGAAAAACGUCAUUACUUACAUAUCAUUAAAAAUAACAAAAAUAAUUCUCGUGUAAGGUCCGCUAAUGAAUCUAUAUAAUCAGAUACACAACAGAUUAUACAUAUCUUAAGAACUUUUGUUAAUAGGUAUAAUAAUUUAUCACGCAUACGUUAAUGUAGAUAUUUCUUCCCAAAAUAAAUUGAAUCUGUGCCGUGGGCCCGUAUCGAACUGUUGGGCACAAAAGAAUAAAACAGUGUAUGUAAUCAGAAAUACCAGAUAAUAUUAACAAAUAUGGCAGCAAUGAUCAUGACCGAGAAAUGACAAGCAGAGUUUCCAUUUUAAAUUCUGUAUUUCAACUUAAAAAAUCUAUACACCAUCUGUGUUGCAUAUUUUAGAUAAUAAUCUGUGAAAAUUGUGGAAAACAUUUGGAAAAUUCGCCGAUUUUAUUAUAUAUUCAUAAAUAUUUAUCGAUUUCAAAAAUUGUGGAAAAUUGUAUCACUUUUAAAAUCUGUGCAACAUGUUUAAAAAUCUGUGAAACACUGACAGUGAUCUUGGCAUCUCUGGUCGUAAACAAACUAAUUGAACGAAAAAUGCAACAGGGCGAAACUUCAUUUUUCAUAUAAGGAGCAUAGAAGCAAACAAAUCAAUAUGGAUUAAAUUAUUUUGAAGAAAAGAAAAAAAACGUGUAGCGUAUUGGUAGGAAAAUAAUUGAUAGUACCUAAACAAGAAAUCUGAAUCUUAACUAAAUUCCAAGUAAUCAUCAAUAUUUUUGUCCGUUUGUCGUUAAUGAGAGUUUUGUCCUUCUUUGGAAAACAGCUGAGUUAUAUGUUUUUUUUUUGUUUUUAGUUUAUGUAAUUAUAAAAGAGUUGAGAUUAAACUGCGGAGUGACCGUUUUAAGUAUAUAUUAGGUGAUGACUCAACUCAUAUUCAGCAAAGAAACAAUAGUCCUAACGAUAAACAGAUGAUGGCUACUGAUACAUUCUUGCGAAUUUCUCCUCAACAGGAUGAAACGUCAAUAGUUUAUAGAUCAAACAAAAUACCAUACCAAAACUUAUUUCCGUAUCAAGAAGCUACAAUAGAAGAUAAUAUCGGCAAUUCGUCCAUGCCAGAGGAAGAUCCGCUAUUAAUCAUCCACGUAAAUGAAAUGGAUGUUGCUGAUUCUUUGAUUGAACAGGAUGAAAAUUUGUUUUCGAAUAGCAAAGAAAACAAAGGCGAAAAAGUUAAACUUGUCAAAGGUGCCAAGAAACACGCUUCAUGUGAGAUGAAAUUUAAUUCUUUUCAAAUUAACUGGAAUAAGAUUAGUGACAGUAUCCUCGAUCGUUUGCAAAAAAUGCAAAACUUUCGGAACGAAAAUUCAGGUUUACCAGUGCCAAAAUCAUUUCAGAUUUGUAAAACCGAUUUUAGUGGUAUGAUUAAUUGUAUAGUUGACCAGCUAAGAUCCAUUGAUAAUCUCAUUCGAGCGGAUGUUAUGGAGAAAGUUGCACUACAGAUAACAAAAAAGUUUCCAUGUCUAAAUUUUGUGGAUGACGACGGUUUCGGAACAUGUACUGGUUAUGUAUGGUUAAAGCAAAAAAUGAUAAACCGUAAUGCUUAUCUCAAUCGCUAUAAAGAUCCAGAUCAAGUGAAAGCAUGUUCGGUCAAGAUCCGACGAUAUCGGAAUAUAAGAGCCGGAACAAUUAAAGAGUACUGGAAAAAGUCUUCUAAAGAUUGUUCCAAGGAGAUUAUUUCGUUACUGUCCCGAAACGAACCGGAACUACUUACUAGAGAAUUUCUCGAAACGUCUCUUUCUUAUGUUAGAUACCGUUUAGAUGAAGAUAAUUCACUUAAAGAGGUUUUGACGAGCCUCCCGGUAUUGAAGCGACGAUGCCUUCUUAAUUACCAUUUCGAAUGUGCGACGGGUGUACAAGUGGAUUUAUUGGAGAAAUAUUUCUCAGCUAAACGGACGAAAAUCAUUCAUUUCUCGAAGAGCAAUAAAAAGUUUGGUGUAUUGGACAGUUAUUCAUUGGAUUACGAUAUAUUUAAGUUUUUGUGCUGUUCUUUGGGAGAAAAGAUUAGUGACGUUAUUAUUCAAAAAGAGAUGGGCACUAAAAUUGAUUUCGUUACUACUGACUGUUCAGGUCCAGUACUCGUUGCUGUAGAUUGCGGAAAUAAUGUGUGGAUGCAUUAUGUAUUUGCGGAGCAAGUGUGCUUAAGCGAAGGAACCGAAUUAUUGAUUGUCGCCAUUAUGGAUUUGAUGUCAAUUCAUUAUGUACAUAAUUUCAUGUAUAUGAAACAAACAUCGAAGUUCAUGGAGUUCAUUCAGGAAUACUUUCUUAAGAUACUCCCCAUAAGUGGAUCUAAAUCAAAUGCAACACGCAAGGGACAGCAGCAGCGAGUCGUUAAGCGUCUAAUAGAGAAUAUCUCGAAUCAUACUUUGGAUUGCUAAGCAAUAUCAGUAUAUAGGUCUCAUGUUUCAUCUAUAUAAGCCUACAUACAUUUUGAGUAAUCGUUCUUGUUAAACUUUGUAAUUUAUUCUGUAAAGUUGAAAAUGUUUCAUUAAUUGAACUGGUAAUUCAAUAAAUACAAUUGGCUAACGAAUAGCAAUGUAUUAUAAUUUCAAAUAAUCGUUAUUUCUUUAGUGCAUACAACCAUGAAUUUUAUUGCAAGAUCUCGUAAACUUAUGCCCCAUUGUGUAAAAUUAGAACUUAUUUUAAUUUUACACGACUAAGAUCAAUUCAUGGUAAAAUUAAAGGUUUGUAAAAUUAUGUGCCAUGUAAAAUUAAUAAUACAUUUAAA